This is a messenger RNA of Dinoponera quadriceps, 2187 nucleotides long. RefSeq lists its product as uncharacterized. The transcript is spliced from 3 exons. Lineage: Eukaryota; Metazoa; Arthropoda; Insecta; Hymenoptera; Formicidae. The record is from RefSeq and is a predicted model, not a curated record. Bases 411 to 986 code for a protein of 191 amino acids.
AUUCACACUGUAAUGGCGAAUCGCACAAGGAUGUCGGAUCACAUCCGGAAGAAGACGACGAUCGGAAUACCUUCCGUCGGGGGUGGAGGGGGACACAUUUAAGGGUUAAUGAAGGGGACCGAUCUCCGCCACCGUCGACGCCACCGUCGAACUUCGUAAUUUCAUGGAACGCGAGCGAGACAGAAACGAAAUUUAUCGAUAAUAACGGCGCGAAUGGCGGCGGCCGGAACGAAAGGACGGCGGAGCAGAAGAGGAACUGGACGGGGAAGCGGAGGGAAAGGGGUAAGUGGAAGGUUGAAGGCAGGGCGAGAGCGGUGGCUUCAGCUGACCUUUUUAAGCCGUGAAGGGGAGAUUCGGUCUGCUCGACUGGCCCGUCUGUCCCACCCCUGCAGUCCCCGCGCCAUCACGUAAUGAUCCGCAGCGGCGCUCAACUUCUUAAGGAACCCGCAAUCGCCGCCAGGGACUCUCAAUGGGAGAAGGCAGAUAAUUUUCACUGUUAUUAUUAUUGGGCGAUUCAUUAUUAUUUUUAUUGUCAGGGAACUGCGAUAGUCGCAAAUUGGAGGUUCCAAAAUUCUACGAGGAUUUAUGCGCUCAAACGCUCGUCGGACUCCGUAUUAUUGGAAGUUCAAAGAUCCGAGGGAGCCUACAGCUGGGUAGAAGCUAGGGCGGCGGAAUUACGAGCGGCGAUUUUUCGCGCCUGGUAUGAUAUAACGUUCGUCUCGUUGAGACGAGACUAUAGCAUCAAAUCUCGGAAAUUUAUCCGAGCAUUCGCGGUGCAAUCGGAAAAUCUGGGAAACAGGAUACCGUUGUGGCCGUCGACAGUUUCCAACGUUCAUUUCCCAUCAACUGGAAAAGCCUUCGUGGCUGUGAGAUGGAAGAGUGAAACAGAGACAGAGAGGGAGCGAAGCGUAGGGGCGGAAGGGGGGAGGAGGCAAUUCAUUAAAACUGCCGAAGGCGGCGAACGAUUGCUUAUAGCCUGUACUUGAAGCCGCGCAUUAAAUCUACGUUAUUACGGGUUAUUACCGAGUAAUGAGAGACCUCCUCGCGCCAUUUACGUAUCUUCUGGCCUGCCGAUGCAAUCCCGUUUCUCUCUGCCUGCUCUCCCGCUCCCCCCUCCCCCCUGAGUCCAAACCCCACCCUCGUUCCUCGCGACCCAUCCCUCACGUGAAUUUGACGCGCGAUGGAACACCCAGUACGCGCGCGAGCGCGCAAUUUAACCAAGGGAGUAAUUUUUCAUAAAUUUGCUUCGUGGAAAGAGUGAGAAAGAGCGAGCGAGCGAGAGAGAGAGAGAGAGAGAGAGAGUAUUGUAUUUAAAUCGACGUGCGGAGAAACGACAGGUGAUCGAAGGGAAUCGCGAAAGAUAAAUUUUCCGAGCGGUUUGCGCGUCGACAAGACGCGAUUUAGAAACCAUAAUGGUAGAAACGGGCAUUAGAUUAAUUAUUGAAAUUAAUUUCUUGCAACCUAAUUUUCUCUUUCUUUAUUCAUCUUCCUUCUCUCACUUCUUCACUCGCUUAUUCCAAGUAUCACCGUGAAAAGAAAGAUGACAGAUUUUGGAUACAUCGUCGAAUUCAGUGUUCAUAUCUCGGGCUGUGUUUUGGGGAAGGCGUUCGUUUCGCGAGUGUUUCAGAAGAUCGCUUUGGAGUUUUGCAAAAACGCCCGUCAAUUAGAAGUUUGCGCGCUGCCGACGAUUCGCCGCGUCGACGAGAGCACAGGGUGGCACUCGAGGUGGAAAUAGCGAGCAAAAAGCAGAAAUUCCCGCGUCCGGUGCUCCGGUUGGCCGCGCGGCACAUGCGCGACUAAUUACAAUCCCCUUUGAUGAUUCGCCGCCGCCUUCUUAACUCCCUUCCCUCCCCGUCGCCACCGUGGCCGCCGUCGCUGCCGCGGUCGUUCCUUCGAGCUUCACCGACGAUCGCGUCGGUCAACGGAUGGGCUUUGGGCCCAGUGUUGGAAAAAAAGUGCGCUAACGAAGAACGAUUUCGAAUUCAUGGAUAUCGCUGCUUCCAUCCGAAAAAGUAGCGAUUUAUGACACAAAAGAAAGAAAAAGGUGAAGAAAAUCGAGAAUACGCAGCAGAACUUUUAUAUAAUUUUUUACUCUAUUUUACUUAUUUUUCUUUUUAUUUAUUUUACAUUGUUGGGAGUGGUGAUGUACUUUGAACACUGGUUUCUGGUUUUCUAUUUUUUACAAAU